This is a messenger RNA of Diabrotica virgifera virgifera (western corn rootworm), 1343 nucleotides long. Its product is annotated as gastrula zinc finger protein xLCGF3.1-like. Gene Ontology annotation, cellular component: nucleus. Gene Ontology annotation, biological process: regulation of transcription by RNA polymerase II. Lineage: Eukaryota; Metazoa; Arthropoda; Insecta; Coleoptera; Chrysomelidae. The transcript is spliced from 3 exons. Bases 362 to 1309 code for a protein of 315 amino acids. The record is from RefSeq and is a predicted model, not a curated record. Gene Ontology annotation, molecular function: RNA polymerase II cis-regulatory region sequence-specific DNA binding; DNA-binding transcription factor activity, RNA polymerase II-specific.
UGAAGUUCUAGAGAACACCUGUAAAAUCGAAAUUAAGGAUGAACCUAUCAGGGAAAGUACAAAUGAUACAUUUGAUUAUUUAGACGGUAAUAUAUGUUCUAUAAAAGCUGAAAUCAAACAAGAUGAUGUAGAGAGCUCUUCGGGUGUAAUUUGAAACGGAUUCCCGACCCACUCAUAACUAUUAUGUUUCUCUUCUAAUGACACGAAAACAGCUGCCAGUAACCUCUUAACACAUGCUACAACUGACAAAAAUUUGAAGCAAUAUAUAACUUCCACUACCAAUGUGAACACUGGAGGACAACGUUUUAUAUGUAUCAUUUGCAAGAAACCAUUUUCAAACAAUUAUCGUUUAGAACUACAUAUGAGGAUACACACUGGUAAAAAACCUUUUGCAUGUGAAAUUUGCACUAAACAGUUUUCAACCAAGGGUAAUUUAAAAGCACAUAUGACAGUGCAUACGGGUGAAAAACCAUUUGAAUGUGAAAUUUGCAAUAAACAGUUUUCAAAAAAACAUUAUUUGAAAUUGCAUAUGAGAGUGCAUACUGGUGAAAAACCAUUUGAAUGUGAAAUUUGCAAUAAACAGUUUUUAAGAAAACAUUAUUUGAAAUUGCAUAUGAGAGUGCAUACUGGUGAAAAACCAUUUGAAUGUGAAAAUUGCACCGAACAGUUUUCAACAAAGGCACAUUUAAAAUUGCAUAUGAGAGUGCAUACUGGUGAAAAACCAUUUGAAUGUGAAAUUUGCCACAAACAGUUUUCAACAAAACAUGUUUUAAAAUUGCAUAUGAGAGUGCAUACUGGUGAAAAACCAUUUGAAUGUGAAAUUUGCACCAAACAGUUUUCAACAAAACAAGUUUUAAAAUGGCAUAUGAGAACGCAUACUGGUGAAAAACCAUUUAAAUGUGAAAUUUGCAAUAAACAGUUUUUAAGAAAACAUAAUUUGAAAUUGCAUAUGAGAGUGCAUACUGGUGAAAAACCAUUUGAGUGUGAAAUUUGCAACAAACAGUUUUCAACCAAACAAGUUUUAAAAUUGCAUAUGAGAACGCAUACUGGUGAAAAACCAUUUAAAUGUGAAAUUUGCAAUAAACAGUUUUUAAGAAAACAUUAUUUGAAAUUGCAUAUGAUAGUGCAUACUGGUGAAAAACCAUUUGAAUGUGAAAUUUGCAACAAACAGUUUUCAACAAAAUCACCUUUAAAAAGGCAUGUGAGAGUGCAUACUGGUGAAAAACCAUUUGAAUGUGAAAUUUGCAAUAAACAGUUUUCAGCAAAACAAGUUUUAAAAUCACAUAUGAUAGUGCAUACUGGAUUUUAAAUAGAAGAACGGCUUGAAAGUUUAGAAAAUCAAA